GAGUGAAUGGAACGCACGCGAUAUUCGUAAAGAAAUUUGAACACGACCAUUUAGUGUUGACAGCUGCCAAGUUAUUCAAUCGACAUGGACGUCCAGAAGUUGGCGGAUGUUUUAAAAGCCACAUUGGACCCAAAUCAAAGAGAACAGGCGGAACAACAUCUCCAUGAGGUUCAUAAGAUUGUUGGAUUUGCCCCAAUUCUGUUACAUGUUGUCAUGUCAGAACAGUUUGAAAUGCCCGUCAGACAAGCAGGUGUGAUUUACCUGAAGAACAUGGUGACCCAGUUCUGGCAGGAUCGUGAGGCGGAGACCCCCGGGGAGGCGGUUCCCUUCAACGUACACGAGCAUGACAGACACACCAUACGACAGAACAUAGUCGAGGCCAUCAUACAGUCUCCAGAAGUGAUUCGUGUACAGCUGUGUGUCUGUGUGAGUCAUAUAGCUAAGUAUGAUUACCCUGGACGCUGGCCUGACUUCGCUCAGAAGAUCGCCAUGUACAUCACCUCAGACAAUCAGGCCACCCUCAUGGGGGCCUUGAUGUGCCUUUAUCAGCUUGUGAAAAAUUACGAGUACAAGCGUCCCAGCGAGCGUGAGCCUCUGAACCAGGCCAUGCAGCAUCUUCUGCCAAUCAUCUACCAGCGUUGUCAACAGCUCCUGCCUGAUGUCUCGGAGGCCUCUAAUCUGCUACAGAAACAGAUCCUCAAGAUCUUCUAUGCUCUCACACAGAAUUUCCUGCCACUGGAUUUGAUCACUAAGGAAAUGUUUACCCACUGGAUAACACUCAUCAGACAGAUUGUAGAUCGACCUGUUCCAGAUUCUUGCAAUGAAAUUGAUGAAGAUGAGAGGCCAGAAUUAGCCUGGUGGAAGGUGAAGAAAUGGGCCACACAUAUACUGGCCAGACUCUUUGAAAGAUAUGGCAGCCCUGGCAAUGUAACCAAAGAGUACACCCAGUUUGCUGAGUGGUAUCUGAAGAGUUUCUCACAUGAUGUGAUUCAAGUGUUACUGAAAGUAUUAGAUUUGUAUCGUCAGAAGAUAUAUGUGGCACCUAGGGUUCUUCAACAGGCUCUAAACUAUCUCCAUCAAGGAGUCAGUCAUGCGUUUUCAUGGAAGUUCAUGAAGCCAUAUAUUCAGAAUAUAAUCCAGGAAGUUGUGUUCCCACUGAUGUGUCAUACAGAUGAGGAUGAGGAGAUGUGGAACACAGACCCUCAUGAAUAUAUCAGGGUCAAGUAUGAUGUGUUUGAAGAUUUCCUGUCGCCUGUGAUCGCAGCCCAGUCAUUACUGCACAGUUCCGUGUCCAAACGGAAAGAUAUUCUGCAGAAAACGAUGGGUUACUGCAUGCAGGUUCUGACCACGCCCAACGUCAACCCACGACAGAAAGACGGCGCUCUGCACAUGGUGGGAGCUGUGGCAGAUAUAUUGCUCAAGAAAAAAAUGUACAAAGAUCAGGCUGAGAUGAUGUUAACACAACAUGUGUUUCCUGAAUUCCAGAGUCCAUACGGCUUCUUAAGAGCAAGGGCAUGUUGGGUGCUCCACUAUUUCUGUGAGCUGAGGUUUAAGAAUGAGCAGAACCUGCUGCAGGCCCUGAUGUGCACAAAGACCUGUUUGUGCUCAGAUAAAGAUUUACCAGUGAGAGUGGAAGCAGCCAUCGCUCUUCAGAUGUUAAUUACAGAGCAGGAGAAGGCCAAACAACAUAUGCUCCCACAUGUGAAAGAAGUGGUUAUUCAGCUGCUAAAUGUGAUACGUGAGACAGAGAACGAUGACUUAACCAGUGUGAUGCAGAAGAUAGUGGUGACCUAUGUUGAUGAGGUGGCCCCUCUUGCAGUGGAGAUGACCUCACAUUUGGCUCAGACAUUUGCAGCAGUCCUGGACACAGAUGUGGACGGAUCAGAAGAGAAAGCCAUCACAGCCCUAGGCUUGCUCAAUACCAUGGAAACCAUCUUAAAUGUGAUGGACGGACAGCCAGAGAUUAUGAGGCAGUUAGAAGGCAUUGUGCUGAAUGUUAUAGGAACAAUCCUACAACAGAAUAUAUUAGAUUUUUAUGAGGAAGUUCUGACCCUGAUCUACAGUCUCACAGGCACACACAUCUCCAACCACCUGUGGCAGGUCUUCAAGAUGCUUUAUGACAUGUUUCAGAAAGAUGGAAUUGAUUAUUUCACAGAAAUGAUGCCAGCUUUACAUAAUUACGUUACUGUGGAUACACCUGCUUUCCUUUCCAACCCUGAAAACUUACAGAUUAUUUACAACAUGUGUAAAACUGUAUUGACAGCAGAUGUUGGAGAGGAUGCAGAAUGUCAUGCCGCUAAAUUAUUAGAGGUUGUAUUACUCCAAUGUAAAGGCCACGUUGAUCAGGUUGUACCUUCCUUCGUGGAGUUAGCACUAGAGAGGUUGACAAGAGAGGUAAGGACGUCUGAACUGAGGACAAUGUGUCUGCAGGUGGUAAUAGCAGCUCUGUAUUAUAACACAGGCUUUUUACUGGAGACCCUGGCCAAGAUGCACUUACCCAAUACCACAGCCUCUGUCACUUCUCAGUUCCUCAAACAGUGGCUUCACGAUACAGACAGCUUUCUGGGAUUACACGAUCGUAAGAUCAGCGUGCUAGGUCUGUGUUCUCUUUUGUCCACGGGAGCAAACCGUCCUCAGGAGAUCAAUGAGGUAGCCACUCAGAUGAUCCCCUCCAUGUUACACCUCUUCCAGGGACUCAAGAGAGCCUAUGCCAAUCGAGCACAAGACGAGGCUGAGGAAGAGGAGGAGGAAGAAGAGGAAGAUGAAGAGUAUGAGCCAGAGGUUUUAGAAGAUGACGACGAUGAUAUAGAUGAUGAAUCACAGCAGUAUUUAGAAAAACUAGAAAGGGCGGAAGCUGGAGAAGAUGAUGACAGUGAUGGGUAUUCAGAUGAUGGAGAAGAUGAAACGCCUUUAGAAACAUUCACCACACCAAUAGACGAGGAACACUCACCUGUGGAUGAAUAUAUCAUCUUUAAGUCUGUUCUCGAGGGUUUGCAGACUCAGGAUCCUAACUGGUACAACCUACUGAUCAGUCAGCUGACCGCUGAACAGAAGACAGAACUGGAGGAAGUGUUUACACUGGCUGACCAAAGGAAAGCUGCUGCAGAAUCGAGGCGUAUUGAGCAGGGAGGUGGUUAUGUGUUCACCAACACCUCAGUGCCAACAACAUUCGACUUUUCCAGUCCAUAAACGACACAGGAUUUCACAGGUUGCCUCCAGAUUGACUCCAGUCGGAGAAGUAUUGUGCAUUUGCUUUGACACACCAAAAUGAACUGUUAAAAAAAUCCCCAAAAAACAAAAAAAAAAACACCUCACCUAUGACAGGAGUGGAUGCUUAUUCUGCAACUGAUUUCCAUAUGUGCAUUGACGUCUCUUGUGUUAUGUGAUAUAAGUGAACAGUAUACUGAUGACCCCUGGAGUCAGUUUGAUACAGACUGAAUCUGGCUUUCCGUAAUGUUCCUGGUGUUGCAUAUUUAUUUGUUGCUGUUAAACUCGCGUAGCACAUGGACUACAUGUAUGUAGAACUGAACCUCGCCGUUGGAAGACCUGCCUUCACAAGCACAGCUGUAUUGUGGGUAAAUAUCCCAGGACCUUGAGUGUCUCAUCAUUCUGAUCACUCGACACAACCCUGGACUCCUUUUGCUGAACCGAUUUAUGACUGCCUGUAUAUAUUGCUGCAAUUUUUCCAAGGUUCCGUUUGUGGAUGAGUAUAAUGAUUCAUGGGUGGGCUUCUUGCUUGGUGAAAUUAGCGUACGAUAUUAAUGGGUGUUUUACUACAAAAGGAGCCAUUCUUAAUGCACUGACUGUACAAGACUUCACUAGAUGCAAAGCAGUUUUAUUGCUUGACAUGUACAUAUUUCUGUGCACAGUGUUUUUUCCUUUUAAGUUUUAAGCUCCAGAAUUUGCCACCAUUCCUCUUGUACUGGCGAGCAGUUUCAACCUACAAUAGAUUUUUUCACUUUACUGGUUCAAGUCCUUCUGUUUUCAAAGCCACUCAGAGCAAUAUUUUUUCAGCAGGGUACCAAAAGUUCUCCAGAUUCCGAAGACAUUUGACUUAAAUGAAAUUGAAUUUGUUGUUGAUGUUUCCAGCUACAUGUAUUUUGUGUGUAGUCCUUGGCGAAGAACAGUUGAAUGUUUUCCAAAUGACUGCCGGAAACCACUAUAUGGCCAGUGCUGAACUGUAUACAAUAUUGUAAAAUAUUAUACAAACUUUAAUGCCUUUCUGCAGGACAUGUAUCAGUAAGCCUUCUGAGUUCACUUAAGCAUUGCUCAGUCUGUGCUUUGUGAAAGUUUUUGUACUGUUAAAAAGUGAUCCUAA
Messenger RNA from Liolophura sinensis, 4318 nucleotides. RefSeq names its product importin-7-like. Gene Ontology annotation, biological process: protein import into nucleus. Bases 85 to 3189 code for a protein of 1034 amino acids. Gene Ontology annotation, cellular component: nuclear envelope; cytosol. The record is from RefSeq and is a predicted model, not a curated record. NCBI's taxonomy places the organism in Eukaryota, Metazoa, Mollusca, Polyplacophora, Chitonida, Chitonidae. Gene Ontology annotation, molecular function: small GTPase binding. The transcript is spliced from 28 exons.